Molecule: messenger RNA, 657 nt
Organism: Brassica oleracea var. oleracea
Lineage: Eukaryota; Viridiplantae; Streptophyta; Magnoliopsida; Brassicales; Brassicaceae
Product: isoaspartyl peptidase/L-asparaginase 1-like
Exons: 3
Coding region: 168-404 (78 amino acids)
Molecular function (GO): hydrolase activity
Source: RefSeq, a predicted model, not a curated record
GGAGGAGGAAGAGAUGUCGCUUAGUGGACACGCGUCACACCUGGAAGUCUCCUACUCUCACUCAUCUCUAUCUCUCUCCCGGCUUGGUUUGGUGAAAUCUGUGGGUUUCGAAUCCAAAUCGUCGUGAUUGGUCGUCGAGGACGAAUCAGUAGGCGAUUCCGUUAGCGAUGGUGGGGUGGGCGAUAGCGUUACACGGAGGCGCCAGAGCCAUUCCAAUCAAUCUCCCUGAUGAGCGACAUAUCCCUCGCGAGACCGCCCUCCGUCACUGCCUCGAUCUCGGCGUUUCCGCCCUCAAAUCCGGCAAACAUCCACUUGACGUCACCGAACUCGUCGUUCGUGAACUUGAGAACCACCCAGACUUCAAUGCUGUUGGAUUACACAGCGCUUACACCGAAAAAACCUGAAAUCCGUGGCGACAGUCAGUGCCUUCAAGAUCUCAGCCAGCAACGCCAAACUCUACUUCACUCCCACAGCAAGGUAUGGUAUCAAACAUUACUCUAUUCUAUUAUAUCUUGACUGGGCAUACAUAAACUUACAAUUUUGAUGGAUCAAUUAAGCACCCUAAAAUAAGCACAUUUGCAAUGGAGGAGAAAAAAUGUCAAGUUGCUUAGCUAAGUCUCUUACCUAAAUUAUCUCCUUAAAUACUAUUAUAAUAUA